Messenger RNA from Cantharellus anzutake, 845 nucleotides. RefSeq lists its product as uncharacterized. The record is from RefSeq and is a predicted model, not a curated record. Bases 187 to 660 code for a protein of 157 amino acids. Lineage: Eukaryota; Fungi; Basidiomycota; Agaricomycetes; Cantharellales; Hydnaceae. The transcript has 2 exons.
ACCAGCAGACUCCCAGAUGAUGAUGGCUCCAUCCUCCAAGGACCUUCGGGACACAUGGGUUGCGUUGUUCGACUCAAUGCCACCCGGCUCGAUCCCGCGAUCGUCGGGUGAGUGCUGGGGAAACUAGAGAAGAGGGCGUCGAAAAUUGCUCAUUAUGUACGUUUGAUUUUGGGGGAUUUCUGGGGGAUGUAUAUUCAGUUUCAUCCGAGUCUUCUGAGUCGGAUCCGUCUACGAAGACAGAGAGUGCCUCUGCCAUUCAACUCCUCAGAAACCUCCGCAACCAUGCUACCCGCACCCGUAAGUACCCCCAACCUCUCCCUCCCAUCCCUUCAUGCACCUAACAACAUGCUCCAUAUUCAUUUCACCUUCCCAGUCCUCGAACACUUCACCCGCCUCACCUCCGUCCUAGGCACAAACACUCACCGUCUCAACGCCUCCCUUUCCCGUCUCCACUCCUCCCUCAAACUCGACUCCCCACUACACAAUUCCUCCCCCUACGCUCUUUACCCUUACCAUCUCAUCUUCCCACACGAUCUCGUCGUGCCACUAGAGUCCACGUUAGGGAACAGCGCAGCAGAGGAUGCGUUCCUUAAAGCUCGAGCCGCAGCAGAGGAAACUAUCUUAUUGAUCGGUUUGGUCGGGCAAGAUCUUCAGAAGUAAGUUCGAACUUUAGAAUUUUCAAUUUUUUUUUUCCUUCACUACCAUCACAUUGCUUCGCCCAUUUUUUUUCGUCCUUUCCCUUAUCACUUUUUUUCUCCUCCGUCAAACUCUUUCAAUUGCUAAUGCUAAUCUUUCAUUGGCCUCAACUCAACGCACAGAUUUGGACAUUUGCAACGGUAGACACC